UGCGCACACACAGCGUGAGGAAGACAAUGAGCCGAUGACACGCCGUGAUGAAGCUCAAACACAUGCAGUCUUUAUCUCAGCACACGUCUGCAGCUCAGGACAAAAGCUCCAGAUCAACACGGGAUUCACUGCCUGUCUGGAUGGAACAUUUCGCUCACGGUGGAUUUAUAAACGCUGGAGGAGUAAAACUGGAGUGGUUUACCAUGUUUACCUCAGGACAUCUGUCCCUGUGUCUCCAUGAAGCCGCUGCUGGGACCUGUGGUUUCUGAGAUGGCCGUGCAGAAGAGCGUGUGACGGAGAAUCGAUCAUGGCCGGCGAGAACAUCAGCGUCAGCGGAAACGUCUCAGACGUCCACCCGCUCACACACAGCCUGUGGGAAGUGGUCGCCAUCGCCAGCGUGUCGGCCGUCGUGAGCCUCAUUACGAUCAUCGGGAACGUUCUGGUGAUGUUGUCCUUCAAGGUGAACAGCCAGCUGAAGACGGUCAACAACUACUACCUGCUGAGCCUGGCCUUCGCCGACCUCAUCAUCGGCGUCUUCUCCAUGAACCUCUACACCUCCUACAUCCUGAUGGGCUACUGGGCUCUCGGCAGUCUGGCGUGUGAUCUGUGGUUGGCGCUGGAUUAUGUGGCCAGUAACGCCUCUGUUAUGAACCUUCUGGUCAUUAGUUUCGACCGAUACUUCUCCAUCACCCGUCCGCUGACGUAUCGCGCCAAACGGACGCCGAAGCGAGCGGCCGUCAUGAUCGGCCUGGCCUGGCUCGUGUCCUUCGUCCUCUGGGCUCCGCCGAUCCUGUGCUGGCAGUAUUUUGUCGGCAAGCGGACGGUUCCCGAACUACAGUGUCAGAUCCAGUUCUUCUCCGAGCCUGUGAUUACUUUCGGGACGGCGAUAGCGGCUUUCUAUAUCCCUGUGUCCGUCAUGACCAUCCUCUACUGCCGGAUAUACAAAGAAACCGAGAGACGCACCAAAGACCUCGCUGAGCUCCAAGGCGUCAACUCUUCAUCAAACUCCAGCGGCGAACCUCAAACCGUCCGCUCGUGUUUCGGCUGCAAGCAUACGAAUGAAAGAGAGCGAAGCCCUCCCAAACCUGUGGACUUCAACAGCUACGCCUCCUCAGAGGACGAGGAGCGCUCGGCUUCUCCCGGCGUCUUCCCGACGUCUUCCAGAUGCAAGGCCGACAACGAGGACCAGAGCUACUUCAAAACAAGUCCGACGAGGAGCAAGAAGUGCGUCUCGUACAAGUUCAAACCGUCCGGUCCGCUAAAGAACGCCAACGGAGACGCAAAACCCUCGUCCUUCUCAUCCGCCGAGUCUGUGAACGUACCCUCCUCGUCAUCUUCUUCCAAACCCAUAGACGGCACACUGAAAAGCCAGAUCACCAAGAGGAAGAGGAUGGUCCUGAUCAAAGAGAAGAAGGCGGCCCAGACUCUGAGUGCCAUCCUGCUGGCGUUCAUCCUCACCUGGACGCCCUACAACAUCAUGGUGCUGGUCUCCACCUUCUGCUCCGACUGCGUCCCGCUCUCGCUCUGGCAUCUGGGAUACUGGCUGUGUUACGUCAACAGCACCGUCAACCCCAUGUGUUACGCGCUCUGCAACAAAACCUUCCAGAAAACCUUCCGCAUGUUGCUGCUCUGCCAGUGGAGGAAGAAGCGGGUGGAGGAGAAGCUGUACUGGUGCGGACAGAACCCGGCGACGGGCGGCAGACUCGCCUGAGAGACCCGUUCAACUUUACAUUUCCAAUCGCUGCAGGACAGAAAUGGCACCAUUCCCAGAUUUACCGUCAACAGAAACGUUUUUAAAAGAAGUCUUUUCUGCUCACCAAGUCCGCAUUUAUUUGAUCAAAAAUACAGUAAAAGCUGUGAAAUAUUAUUACAAUGUAAAAUAGCUGUUUUCUAUGUGAAUAUAUAUAGUUAAAG
This is a messenger RNA of Megalobrama amblycephala (Wuchang bream), 1914 nucleotides long. RefSeq names its product cholinergic receptor, muscarinic 5a (gene chrm5a). The transcript is spliced from 3 exons. Gene Ontology annotation, biological process: chemical synaptic transmission; adenylate cyclase-inhibiting G protein-coupled acetylcholine receptor signaling pathway; G protein-coupled receptor signaling pathway, coupled to cyclic nucleotide second messenger. Gene Ontology annotation, cellular component: dendrite; plasma membrane; synapse. Lineage: Eukaryota; Metazoa; Chordata; Actinopteri; Cypriniformes; Xenocyprididae. Gene Ontology annotation, molecular function: G protein-coupled serotonin receptor activity; G protein-coupled acetylcholine receptor activity. The record is from RefSeq and is a predicted model, not a curated record. Bases 308 to 1711 code for a protein of 467 amino acids.